GAUGAAUGAAUCGCCCGCGUGGAAUUUGGCAAAGAAUACAAAGACUGUGUGGGUUGACAAGCGCUACAACUCCUUUAUGAACAUUCCCUCGAAAACACCAGUGCCUUUCCUCGAUGAUACAUCUUCCCAGCAGUGAUUUCCCAAUAUGACGCGUCUUGUCGCGGGUACCGGGACUAUAUAGGCGAGUCAACAAGUGCCUAGCACAUCAACCACACAGUAACUGCUCGUACUUAUAAGUCUCAGAGCCGCCUUCCUUUAUUCUCUUUGUAUAACAGAGCUUCAAUUGGCAACGAUACCUUGAGCUCUCCACCUCCCGUUCAUUCAUUCAUUCUACCUAUUCGUUCUUUCAACCAUACUUGCAAGCCAAGAUGAUGUUUCUUUUCCGCUCGACGUUCAUCACCGCCAUCUCAGCGUUCGUCGUAGCUCUCUGCUUGUUUUCAAUGUCUGCCUCUGCUGUACCACAAUUUGGCCGUCCUAUGCUGCAUGCAUUAGAUGCCGUCACAACACUUUCUGGGUCUGAGGCGAUUCCCACAUCAACAGCUACCAAUACGGGCACGGACCCGGAUCCUGAUCCUCAGGUCGUUGAAGCAACGUCAUCUACAUCUACAUCUACAUCUACAUCUACAUCUACAUCUACAUCUGCGUCGAGUACAGCUGUGACUACACCAACUGCCAGCAGUACCAGUACAAACGGCGCGUCGAGCAGUUUGCGCGGUGGUAUGGGCGUUAUGCUAGGUGUUGCCGUGAGUGGGGUGUGGUUGGCGUUCUGAGCUGUGCAGUUGUUUGUUUAGAUGUUGGCGUUUGAGCCGACGGUGACCCUAGUCUGAUCUCCCUUGAGAAACAUUAUUUAUCUCUGACUCAUACACGCACAGUCGUGCUAUCUCUCCAUC
This is a messenger RNA of Suillus clintonianus, 890 nucleotides long. RefSeq lists its product as uncharacterized. The transcript has 4 exons. The coding region runs from base 369 to 770 and encodes 133 amino acids. The record is from RefSeq and is a predicted model, not a curated record. NCBI's taxonomy places the organism in Eukaryota, Fungi, Basidiomycota, Agaricomycetes, Boletales, Suillaceae.